AUGUCGGACGUGAAUACGCUUGUGUUUCAGCCUUUGAAAGAGUUCUUUAAGAACAGUCUCCACCUUGUCAAGAAGUGCAACAAACCCGACCGAAAAGAGUUUGCUCGUAUUGCUGGUGCCACAUCUGUGGGCUUUCUCAUGAUGGGAUUUAUUGGAUUCUUUGUGAAGCUCGUGCACAUUCCGAUUAAUAACAUUCUCGUGGGUGGCAGUGCUUAG
Messenger RNA from Peronospora farinosa, 216 nucleotides. The record is from the annotation of a GenBank genome assembly. NCBI's taxonomy places the organism in Eukaryota, Oomycota, Peronosporomycetes, Peronosporales, Peronosporaceae.